UCUGGCAACACGGGCGGGACUGGGUUUGUUUCGAUAACGAUAUCGUUUAGAUAACAAACUAUCAAAGUGGCGACAACCCUGCCGCCCCACAAAAAUAGCGCGAACUUUUUGUCUGUACGGCGGAAAAACCAGAGUUAUAUUUUCUUAAAUAUGAGCGGCCGCAAGCACAGAGGCUCUGAGAACAUGGAAAAUCUGUGCCCCGUCACCAGAAAACGCUCGACCAGCAAGAACCCCGCCUCGGCCGUGGGCGCUCUAGUUUCCGCCACGAAGUCGUCGCACUACGAGCACCCUUCCUCGCCCUCGGCACUUACCUUCGAGGCCCUGGAGGAGAUGGGCAUCGGCAUGCUGGACUCCGAGGAGAGCAGUUCCUCGGCGCUCUCGGCCAUCGCGUUGGCGGUCAGUGCCAGUGCCACCAGCGACGACAACUCCAACGAGACGACGCCGUACGCCAGUGUGCCCCGCAUGGCGCACCAGUUGCAGAACCCGCAGCGCCUGAGCUUGGGCUCCUCGGCGGACACCACCCAGGAUAGCACCGCCGUCGAGGAUACCCUGUCCCGCCAGUCGGCCGAUAUCCUGCAGAUGCUGUCGCAGUCCAAGCGCUCUGCGCUGGGAACAGAAGGCGGCAGUAACUCGAACUCACCCAGCAAGCGCUUGCGAAACCCCCUGGCCGCCGUCACCUGCAACAACCAGAGUGAGACGGCGGUCCCGCUCAAUUUUCAGCCCUCCACCAGCAGGCUGGCGCAAGUCCGGCAGGCAAAGAAGCCCUCGCCGGCACAGAUCCCCGCCCGGCUGGUACCCACGGACAGCUUCUUUGUGUACCGCACCCCGGCCAUGAGUGCCCACAUCAGCAGCGGAAUCAACUAUUUUGAACGAUUGUCUGACGAAACACUGCUGGACAUCUUCAAGUGGCUCCCGAAGAAGACACUUUUGCGCAUGGCCACCGUUUGUCGACGCUUCAACCGCUGCUCCCGCGAUGAGACCUUGUGGACAAGGCUGGAUCUGGGUCUGCGAACCAUUCGACCGGGCGCCCUCGAGCAAAUUGUGCGACGAGGAGUCCUGGUAAUACGUCUGGCCCAGGCUAGUGUCCAGGAGCCGGCCUUCACACCAUCGUUGGCAAGCUUUAGGGUGCGACUGCAAUAUCUCGACUUGAGCAUGGCCUCCAUUAGUCGAAGCUCACUCCGUACACUACUGUCCCACUGCCGCCAGCUGAAGAAAAUAAGUCUAGAGAACACUGAGCUGGAUGACAGCAUUUGCACGGAGAUCGCCAGAAACAAGGCCUUGGAGGCAGUCAAUCUAACCAUGGCCAGCGGCCUAACAGCCAACAGUGUGCGUCUGAUGAUGGAUUCUCUGACCAAUCUGAGCAGCCUAAACAUAUCGUGGACUGACCUAAGUGCAGAUGCUGUUACGGCGCUGGUCACUCACAUCUCGCCCAAUGUUAUUCGUCUGAAUGUUGCAGGCUGUCGCCGCGUACUUUUCGACUCUCAUGUUGCAUUGCUCCAGAAACGAUGCCCUCAGCUCCUGGAGCUCGAUCUAUCGGACUGCAAUAGUCUUACCCCAGCAGCUAUUACGGCCAUUAUGAAGUUCAAUAUGUUGGAAUAUUUGUCCGUUUCCCGUUGUUAUCUCAUUCCCGCUACCAGAUUCAUCGAGCUGAAGGGUAUGCCCUCUCUGACCUAUUUGGACAUAUUUGGAAUGCUGUCGGACGCCGCCAUGGAGGUCCUUGAGAAGCAAAUGCCCAAAAUGGGCAUCAACAAGUUCAUACACAGUUCGGUUUCCCGCCCGACUGUGGGCACGCGGCGCACCUCGAUUUGGGGACUUCGCACCCGCGACUAAUCCCGAUACCAUCCGAAAAUGUUUUGCUGCGUAUGCCACCCCUAACGCGGUUUUUAUUCUCAAUUCAACAACAUAAAUAAUCACAUUCUGCUGUUCUAAUAUUCCUGCUUUGUGCAUUUGGUCACUGAUCCGCUUCGCUGAGCGGGGCCACUGGUUUCUCCCACUCCCAUUCCUCCCAGCUAACGCAGUUCUUGAGGCUAUCCAUGAACCCUGUUUCGCUGGGGCACUU
Drosophila gunungcola (fruit fly) is the source of this 2059-nucleotide messenger RNA. It is a transcript of the gene Skp2, whose product is annotated as S-phase kinase-associated protein 2. Gene Ontology annotation, biological process: SCF-dependent proteasomal ubiquitin-dependent protein catabolic process. Gene Ontology annotation, molecular function: protein binding. The transcript has 5 exons. Gene Ontology annotation, cellular component: SCF ubiquitin ligase complex. The coding region runs from base 151 to 1830 and encodes 559 amino acids. The record is from RefSeq and is a predicted model, not a curated record. NCBI's taxonomy places the organism in Eukaryota, Metazoa, Arthropoda, Insecta, Diptera, Drosophilidae.